AAACCUUGCAGAAAUGGUUCAGUGUUUGAGUCGAGACUGAGAAGGAAAAGUAUCUCUUCAGCUGAAGGCGAAGGUCACUUCUCUUCCCCCAAGCGACGGUAUUAACAUUAUCAAGUGCAUCUAUCAGCUUGAGCUGUUGCUCUGCGUUGAGAAACGCCACCAACGAAUUUCUUUCUGCUUUGACAGAAAUUCCUCACGAUGGACGGAACAAGGAGACAUCCGCUUUUGUGGAUUCUGAUGACAGGAGUCGUCGUCAUGAAAGCUGCCUCCACCCAAGCAUGGGGAAGCUACGCGUGUGACUUCAAGGAAGAUGAUUUUCGAAAAAUCAAAGAUAUUUGGGCAGAGGUAAGUUCAGAAGCGAGAGCUCCUUUUGGUGCGAUUGAAGAGAAGCUGGACAGAGUUUUAGAAUUUGUGGAAGAAAUAAAGACAGCUGAGGAUUCUUGGCUGCACCUUUCCAAGAAGGCAGGCACAGUCGAGAGGGAUUUAUCGGAGCACGAAGAGACGAAACCAGAAGACGCCAAGGAAAUGGGAGAUGAAGAGGAAAGAAGGGAUCGGUCUUCUGAUGUCGAAAGCGACCGCUCAGGUGACCGAACAGAUGGUUACCGUUGGCAGGACAGGAGAGAUCGCGCUAACCGCCAUGACCGGAGGAACCGAAGAGAAAGAACGAGCGAUGAUCAUAUUUCUGAGAUAGUAGCCGAUAAAGAUUCCGUCAGCGACGGUCAGGAUAACUCUACGACAACGGCGCUUGUAGAAAAGACAGAUGGUGACGAUUCGAGCAUGGAUACCCGCAGGAGACCACAGAAGACGGAUGAGAAAGGUCCUACAAAAGGAGAGUGCACUGCUAUCGUCGUGGACGACCACGAAACCAUCGGCAUGUUUUAUAUGAUGUCAUAUCAGCACGGCCAUUGCACAAACAGAAAUCCUAUCAGCGAGCCUAUCAGAUUCUGCUUGGGGUACUGCGCGACCAAGACUUUCAUCGAACGAGAGUCUGGGUUGUGGAGUCAAGGGAAUGACUGCAAGAGUUGCCAGCCGUUGAACUACGAGACAAUCCGGAUUCCCCUGACUUGUGACGACGGCUUCAUCUUCGAGAAAAAAUUCAGCAAUGUUGUCGACUGCAAAUGUCGAGGUUGCACACCUGUUAAGGAGAACUAGACACAGGAGAACGUCCGAUAGUGUCAAGUGAAGGUAUAAGGAAAUAUUCGGCUCUUCGGUGUGACUUCAGGACAUUGUACAAGUGUCGAAAAGUUAAAUGAGGAUUUGUGGAGGCUAAAGAACUAAAUACAUGUUAUGUUCCUUAA
This is a messenger RNA of Macrobrachium nipponense, 1298 nucleotides long. RefSeq lists its product as uncharacterized. Lineage: Eukaryota; Metazoa; Arthropoda; Malacostraca; Decapoda; Palaemonidae. The record is from RefSeq and is a predicted model, not a curated record. The transcript is spliced from 6 exons. The coding region runs from base 199 to 1152 and encodes 317 amino acids.